GGAAUCAAAGUUUUGGCACACCGAGCAGUUUCUCGUUUGUCUCAGUGAAGCUUGGCUGUCAUAAAGCUAUUUGUAUCUAUGUUGUUAUUAUAAACAAUUCUUGUCAUAUGAGAUCAAUACAAUUCUGUGUGCAUUGUACAAGCGGUGGAAAAGUUGAGCUGGUACGGUAAAACCGCUUAAGUCAAUGCGACGACAUGAGAAAAUGGGUUUCCCUGAUCGCAGAGGGCUCUGUCGAUAACAACUCGGGGUGUUUCGAGAGCAGCUCGUCCAUAAGGACUUUGAGCACUUCUUCAUGUCUGGAUCAUUUCGCUGACCGAACUGACGAUACACCCCCUGGAAUCUCAACAUCCGGGAUAGGGCAGAAAUCUCAUCUCGCACGGUCCCAGGCAAAGAGAAGGCUGGAGCUGGAAGCCAAUGACCCCCAGGAACUUCAGGAUGGAGGCAGGACUAACAAAGCCAAGAAGGAAAAAGGAGGAGGAAAGACUCCUGCCUCCAGUCCCAUAGCAGGCAAGCCCCCAUUUGAGAAGUCACGCUAUGAUACCUCGCUGGGUCUCCUGACACGGAGGUUCGCAGAUCUGCUGAGAUGCUCUGCUGACAGGGUGUUGGACCUAAAUGAAGCCACCCAGAAGCUCAAUGCCCAUAAGAGGCGUGUCUACGAUGUCACCAAUGUCUUGGAGGGGAUCCACCUCAUUAAAAAGAAGUCCAAAAACACGGUCGAAUGGUUGGGCAGUGAAAUGAAUUUGGGUGAAGAUCAAGGGCUGCCCGCUCUUAUCGAGGAGGAGAGAAAGCUGGAUGAGCUGAUCCAAACUUGUACACAGCAGGUUCUCCAGAUGUGUGAAGAUCGUCACAUUCAAAGGUUUGCCUAUUUGACAUAUGAGGAUAUUCAAAGGAUUGCCAGUUUAAAAGAACAGACUGUGAUUGUGAUCAAAGCACCUGCAGAGACAAAACUGGAAGUCUCGCAUCCAGAGGAGAGCUUCCAAAUCUACCUCACAAGCACCCGGGGGCCCAUUGAGGUGUUCCUCUGCUCUGAUGACCCCAUCCCUAUGGAGGCCACAGAUGCUUCUGGUUCUCAUGGUAACCACUUAAACUCCUCUGCCAGUGGAAAUGACUCCUCCCUCCUCUUGGCUUCCUCAUCCCUCUUCCAGGUGUCUUCCAAAGAUGAUGCAAACCAUUCUCUGGGAAUCAGUAAUGUUUCCAACCUGCUCUCUGAGCCAACACAAAACUCAUCAGCAUUUACUGUGUCACCUGUCUGCCCCAUGCCCACCUCCCUCAAACUCCCUAAAGCCCUUGUUGAAGACCAACAGAACUUUGUCACGCUCAGUCCACCUCUGGCCUUCUCCCUUGACGGGAACGAGUAUCUCCUGAACUUAGCUGCGAAUGAAGGCAUCACUGACCUCUAUAGCCCUGUUGACCUGGAUUGUUUGCCCCUGUGUAUGCCCCUCCUCUGAACAGCCAUUUUGGAAGUUCAUUUAUUUUGGAGGCAAUGGGUAACUUCACACAGGAUAUUAAGGGUAUACAAUAAAUGAACAAGCUGAUUUA
Molecule: messenger RNA, 1539 nt
Organism: Monopterus albus (swamp eel)
Lineage: Eukaryota; Metazoa; Chordata; Actinopteri; Synbranchiformes; Synbranchidae
Product: transcription factor E2F3-like
Exons: 7
Coding region: 195-1448 (417 amino acids)
Biological process (GO): regulation of transcription by RNA polymerase II
Cellular component (GO): RNA polymerase II transcription regulator complex
Molecular function (GO): DNA-binding transcription factor activity, RNA polymerase II-specific; protein dimerization activity; RNA polymerase II cis-regulatory region sequence-specific DNA binding
Source: RefSeq, a predicted model, not a curated record